AUGGCUAUACCAGUAGCAUUAAUACAAGGUGCAAGUAGAGGAAUUGGUUUGCAGUUUUGUAAGACUUUAUUAACAGGACCUAAAAAUAAUGUUGUCAUAGCUACUUGCAGGAAUCCAAGUUCAGCACAAAAUUUACAGAUAUUGAAAGAUGAACAUCCAAAAUCACUUCACAUCUUUCCUAUAGAUGUAACAAAUGAAUCUCAAAUACAACAGACUGCCUCAGAUAUAAGCUUGCAGUUUAAAAACUUAGACUUGUUGAUUAACUGUGCUGCUAUUCUACAUCCUAGUGGUAAAGGAGAGACAAGUUUGAGAGAUGUUUCGAGUCAGGGUGUGUUAGAAACUUUGUCUAUUAAUACAGUUGGUCCUUUGUUGAUGGCUAAAUACUUCUCACCAUUGCUAUUGAAAGGAUGCGGAGGGUUUGGUAAGGCUACAGAAAAUCAACAACAUAAAGCUGUAUUAGUGAAUAUGUCAGCUAAAGUUGGUUCAAUAACAGAUAAUGGGUUAGGUGGCUGGUACAGUUACAGAAUGGCUAAAGCUGCCUUAAACAUGGCAACCAAAAAUCUCAGUAUUGAGUUAGGACGUGGUAAAAAUAAAGUGAUCUGUGUAUCGUUACACCCAGGAACUGUGGACACAGACCUGUCUAAACCCUAUCAUAAAAAUGUGCCAAAAUUAUUUACACCAGAGUAUUCAGUAGAUUGCUUGUUAAAAGUUAUAGAAAGUCUGGAGAUAGAUGAUAGUGGUAAAUUUUUCACCUAUGAUAGGACACAAAUGCAAUACUGA
Molecule: messenger RNA, 780 nt
Organism: Lottia gigantea (owl limpet)
Lineage: Eukaryota; Metazoa; Mollusca; Gastropoda; Lottiidae
Exons: 3
Coding region: 1-780 (259 amino acids)
Source: RefSeq, a predicted model, not a curated record